Molecule: messenger RNA, 420 nt
Organism: Bicyclus anynana (squinting bush brown)
Lineage: Eukaryota; Metazoa; Arthropoda; Insecta; Lepidoptera; Nymphalidae
Product: protein FAM183A-like
Exons: 3
Coding region: 1-420 (139 amino acids)
Cellular component (GO): ciliary base
Source: RefSeq, a predicted model, not a curated record
AUGACGGAAGGGAAAUGCACCUUCGGCACUCGGAUGCCGAUAGACAUCCACAUGCUCAACGAGAUCAUCUACCGGGAAGUGAAACACUUUCGCAACUACAAGAUAUACCGACCCAACUUUGGCUCUAUGCCAGUAGCCGGCAAGUUCUACGCAUCACACGACCAAAUCAAAGCGGAGUCCAAGGAGCAAACUGAUAAAGUCGAGAUGUACACCCAAAACGUUUCACAGACGAGGUCUAAAGGACCUCACAGCAAGUAUCCUUCGGCUGCUACCGAAAACCAAGAGUACGGCUGGUAUCACAAACCUCUGCUCACAAUGGACCGGAACGACAAACGCUUCUACAAGCCAAAGGUCGAGAGCAUAAACACGAAGAUUGAAAUUAUAAUUCUCAUGUCCAACCCUAAGAAUAAGAAGACAUAG